Molecule: messenger RNA, 3678 nt
Organism: Gadus morhua (Atlantic cod)
Lineage: Eukaryota; Metazoa; Chordata; Actinopteri; Gadiformes; Gadidae
Gene: ptges
Product: prostaglandin E synthase
Exons: 3
Coding region: 16-594 (192 amino acids)
Biological process (GO): prostaglandin biosynthetic process
Cellular component (GO): membrane
Molecular function (GO): prostaglandin-E synthase activity
Source: RefSeq, a predicted model, not a curated record
AAAGUAUGUCUCAUAAUGGGGGAGGCCCCUUGUGCGUCACUAGCCUUUAAAGCCCGGAGGUCCUCAGCUCACUCUCACUCUCACGCUCACUCUCGAACUGCGGAAACUUUUCUCAUUCUCCACGAACGGUCGGACUUCACACACAUCACCACCAUGCUGAGGAGUGACGUGUUCUCCUGUUUCGUGUUCUACGCUGUGCUUCUCAUUUUAAAGAUGUACUUUUUAGCGAUCCUGACAGGACAGCUCCGGCUCCGGAAAAAGGCUUUUGCGAACCCAGAAGACGCGGUGAGACAUGGUGGUCUUGAGUUCUUCAGAGAGGACCCAGACGUGGAGCGCUGCAGAAGAGCUCACCUCAACGACCUGGAAAACAUCCUCCCCUUCCUCUUCCUGGGUGCUGUCUACUCCCUGACCGGUCCGUCACUUCCUGUGGCGCGACUCCACUUCCUGGUCUUCCUGCUGUGCCGUGUGCUGCACAGUGCGGCCUACCUGUUGGCGUUGACCCCUCCCACCCGCUCUGUGGCGUACGUCCUGGGCCAGGUGCCUUGCGUGUCCAUGGCACUGCAGGUGCUGGUGGCCGUGGUCCCGUACGCCUGACGCACUCCGCUCCCCUCGUGAGGGCCGCUGGACGCUGACCCACUGGUCACCCUCUUCAGCGAGGACAGGGGCACCCGAGAUACAAGGAGAGAGAAUACACUACAAGACCAGGAUUAACAGUCAGACUGCAAUAUGUGGUGUGUGUGCUCACACCAACGGUCGAUCCUAUGAAGUGCUCACUGCUCAGUAUUGUGUUUUGGUCAUUUUGUUAACGUAAUAUUCAAGAUGUGAUACUGCCCGAGGGAUAUGUUGUUAAGUGAAGACAAAUCAUGUACUGUACAUUUAUUUUAUUUGAUAUGUUUUUGUAAUGCAAAUGAAGGUUGAGUUUUAUCGUGAAGCUUCUCUUCAUCAAUUAAAUGACCUCACAGAGUUAGGGAAAGAGAAUGCGCACGCACACACAGACACUGCUAGAGCACCAGAAUCCACUGUGUUCCCUUGGCCUCCACGCAGCAGACGUCCUGAUGGGGCCAUGCUGUCUUUGACGUCUGAUUUACAUUCACUAGAGGCCAGAUGCAUACGAGUGGACAGUCUGCUAGUGUCCUUAAACCAUCCGGCCCCAAGCCAACCUUGCUAACUGUAGCCGCUCGCUUACAAUCACGUUUGUUGAACAAAGCAGCCCAGAGGUUGAUGAGGUUUAUGGGUUCAUUCAUCUUUCCACUGCAUGGGUAGCACAACAUUAUUAUUUUAGAAUUUCUCAGAUAACUUAUUUUAAAGAAAGUAUGAAACUGCCGUUUUAUUUUUGUAGCACUGCCUCGCUCUGUAACUUUAACUCUGUAAAUUGAACAAACUGUCUCUAGAAAUGACAUUGUUAAUAUUGGACAUAAUAACAUACAAAGUGUAAAGGUGCAACCUGUCAUAUUAUUUGUUAAAAACAUUCAAAGAUUAACUACAAUUUUCCACAGAAUGUAAAGAAUGUACAGUUUUGACAUGAUGUCAAAGACCGCUAUGUAUUUUGCUGCAGAGAUAUUUACUGAAGGUAACCAGUGGCGCCCGUACUGUCUGGGGAUAUCACGUGUACCUCAAGAGGGGACUCACUGCAGCGUCCAGUCGGCCCUCAGGCCAACAUGAGAGGAUGAAGGAAGGGCUUAUCUGACAUCUGGUCAAUCAUGUCAAAAGUACCCUGAAAAAAAUAAUUCUGGCUCUAAAUUAGCGAAUCACUUGAAGGAGAACAGAUGACUGUUAACAGUAAGCUGUACUCUUUAUUCAGUCAAGUGAUGCGUUACAGGGGGCAGAGGAAAAGUGGGGAGGAGGAGGGACCAAAGAUAUUUGGAGGCACUGUGCAUUUCCUUGAAAUCCCAACUUGACAAAGACGCAGCCCCUAUUUUGUGGACUUAUCCGACAGUUGGCCAAAUCCUACACGUUGCACCAUUUUGCAUAGGACCUUGUUUUGAUUUACAAUGAUCAUAUUCAUUUAAUUAGUUUUACAUUUUAAAUAAUAAUAACAUUUUAGGAAAUUGAACUGAGCUUUCUCUUUACAGUUCAGUUGACAGUGGGUUUUGGGGGCAGAGAUGCCCCAUUGUGAUCACGUAUGGUGUGUGUGCGCAUGAAUGCAUGAGUGCGUGUUUGUGUGAUUGAGCCUACGUGCUUUCCUGCAUGCACAGGUCGGAUUAUCUGUGCGUGUUUGCAUAAGUGAGUGUGUGGAUUUGUUUGAGUGUGUUUCUGUGUGCAUGGGCCUUUGUUUCCAUGUGUGUGUGUGAGUGUGUUUAUAUGUGUGUGUGCAUGAGUCUGUGUUUCUGUGUGUGCGUGUGUGUGAGAGAUGAUUGGUGGGCUCACAGAGGGUCCAGCAUUCCUGGGCCUAUUAUGUAAGACCUGGCUUCACUGGUCCACUAAGCAGUCCAGGACUGAGUCAGUAUUGCUCAUAUCCUCUGCAGACCAGGGCAGUCUUCCCAGUCAUAUUAUCACGUUAGAAUCUGAAGCAAGAAUCUGUUAGAGGUGCUGUAGGUCAGAUGUAAGAGCUAUUAUUUGAGCGCAAUCUGUUCGAAAUGGCUGGUCCAUCAUUCAGCUUUUAGUGAUUGAAAUGUGCUUUGAGAAUAUCUGUUUCAAGUUAACUGCACCUGUCUUGUUUUGAGGAUAUUUAGAUUAUAGUCCUGGGUCAUUUCUAACCAAUCUUCCCUGGCAUCUCUUCCCUGAUUGGUUUGGAGAAUUCGUCUUGGCUGUUCAUCACAGGUGUGUGUAAUCAACACGGUGAUGGAGGAACAGGGAGGAGGCAGCAGAAAGAGAGUGGAUAUUUGAUUUGUUUUUUUUGUUUCAAAAUCCUUUUCUCCUUUUGUUUUGAUAACAUAUACUUUCACAAAACCCAGUGGUUAUACUAACAUUAUUUCUGUGAUUCUGUGUGUUUGUUAGUGAACCUGUGCGUGAGUCUUCAUUGUGAGAAUGUCCAGGCAUCCAACCAUACCAAACAAUCCUAUCUUUCCCAAAUUCUUCAACAGGAUAUUUCUUAAUACUGGUUCAGAAAAAAACUCACAGAAAUGUUUGUUUGGAGGCCCAAGUUAUGUAAAAGCAAAACAAAUCUGUCUUACCUUCUAAAGACAUAGCAGAAAAGGCUCCAUAUUUCUGAAGUCCACAAACUCAGAGCCAGAGAGCGUCAUUCCAGCAAUUUUAACACCUAACUGUUUUCUUUGCCGUGUUUAAACCUUCAUUCCACGAUUUCUUUGAAUUAUUUCUACCAAUGAUGUGACUAGACAUGAGAAUUAAGAGUGCAAUUGUUAAAGUGGGCCAACAGUGAAGAACCGUGAUAGAAUUAUGAGUUCCAUUUGUUUAUGAAUCCUUUACUGUUGGUAAAAGACACCACAUCCAAAUUGCAAUUGGUGGGAAUUUACUAUAACUGGUUUUGAAGCAGUUUGGGCAUGCCUUGUGUGUACACAUGUGCUCAUACACGUCUGUGUAAUGGCAUGCCCAUGUCCUUAGGGCAUGUCUAGAGCAAAAGGGACCCACUGGUUUCUCUCUCUGUUCCUUUGGUGGUGUGUAAGCCUACUCCUUUUUACUCCUAAACAGGGGACAGAUAAUGGGGGUAAGAAGUGAUUAGAACCCAACUACAGUCUUUAAGAUUAAACUAUUCAAAAUAAAUGUAAAAUGUAUAUUCAA